Lactuca sativa (garden lettuce) is the source of this 1020-nucleotide messenger RNA. RefSeq lists its product as uncharacterized. The record is from RefSeq and is a predicted model, not a curated record. NCBI's taxonomy places the organism in Eukaryota, Viridiplantae, Streptophyta, Magnoliopsida, Asterales, Asteraceae.
AUGGAUAAACCACAAGAAGAAAUGCAGUUCUUAGGUCUCUUAGGCAUCUACAAAGAAACCAUUAAAACCAUCGUCUCAUGGAGAAAAAUCUUCACUCAAAUCACCCUAACCUUCAUCCUCCCCUUAGCCUUUAUCUUUCUAGCUCACAUGGAAGUCUCUAAUAUAAUUUCAAGAAAAAUAAUCCACACAGAUUUCCAAAAACACAUAACCCGACCCGGAACCCUAAGGUACAAUAAACUUUCUGACGCACUAAGAUCUGAAUGGAUCACAUACUGGCUACUUAAAGCCACCUACUUCACCUUUCUCAUCGUCUUUUCACUCCUCUCAACUUCAGCAGUCGUCUACACAACUGCUUCCAUUUACACUACACGUAAUUAUAAUCUCACAUUCACCACUGUCACUAGCAUUGUCCCAAAGGUUUGGAAGAGACUUGUUGUCACUUUCUUAUGUGCGUUUGUGGUUUUCUUUGUUUAUAACAUGCUUGCUAUUCUGAUACUAGUUUUCUACAUGGUUCAUUUCCCUGAUAACACAUUUGGUGUGGUGGUGUUUCAUGUUAUGUUGGUUUUAUACUUUGUUGGGUUUGCUUACAUGAGCAUUAUCUGGCAAAUGGCAUGUGUUGUUUCGGUUUUGGAAAGUUGUUAUGGGGUUAGAGCUAUGAUGAAAAGCAUGGACUUGAUUAAAGGGAAACGAUGGGUGGCGAUUAUUGUUGUUUCAAAGUUGGUUUUAUCUUUUUUUGCAAUGCAAAUUGUGUUUGAAGUAUUUGUUGUGAAUGGUGGAGAGUUGGGAGUGGGAGUUUGGAGGAGAUUAGGGUUUGGGGUUUUGUGUUUGGUGGUGGUUUUGAUGUUGUUUCUUUUUGGGCUUGUUGUUCAGACGAUUCUUUAUCUUGUCUGUAAGUCGUAUCACCAUGAGAAUAUUGAUAAAUCAAGUUUGGCUGAUUUCCUUGAAAACUAUCUUGGUGAUUAUGAGGCUUUGAAUGGAGACGACAAUGUUCAAGUUCAACUAGAACAGGCAAAUGUUUGA